Messenger RNA from Racocetra persica, 501 nucleotides. NCBI's taxonomy places the organism in Eukaryota, Fungi, Glomeromycota, Glomeromycetes, Diversisporales, Gigasporaceae. The record is from the annotation of a GenBank genome assembly.
GCACAAGUAGUUGAGGUCAAAGCGACACUAGUUGAAUUAGAGGAUCUCUCCAAAUGUGCUAAGAAGCCCAAUUUCAUGCCAAACCUUUUGGGAUACGAUAUUUCAUGCGUUGUAGUACUUCUUAUUUUUGCAUUUGUCAUGCCUUUCUUUUCAUUUAAUCUUUAUAAAGAAUUUGGUUGGAAUGUUUAUAAAAUUAUCGGUGCUGAUCUUGAAAUGCAACGUAUAUAUAGGGAUUAUUUAAAUUUCUUGAUGUUGCUGAAUCUUAACCUGCUGUUCAUAUUCAUGAUUCCUUUAUCGAUCAACACUCUUGUUUAUAAUUGGCAAGAUAGAGAAUUUACGACCUCAUUAAUCAAAACUCUUGUUCAUAAUUGGCAAGAUAGAGGAUUUAUGAUCAGUUCAAUAAUAUGUUAUUUGGUCGUUACGGUCUUGACGCUUAUUUUGGAACGUCUGAAAGAUGGACCAAAUUUGUGGCGCAGACUUCCUGUACUAUAUUGGACCUAG